Ornithorhynchus anatinus (platypus) is the source of this 4394-nucleotide messenger RNA. RefSeq names its product vasohibin 2 (gene VASH2). The coding region runs from base 344 to 1411 and encodes 355 amino acids. The transcript has 8 exons. The record is from RefSeq and is a predicted model, not a curated record. Gene Ontology annotation, cellular component: cytoplasm. Gene Ontology annotation, biological process: regulation of angiogenesis. NCBI's taxonomy places the organism in Eukaryota, Metazoa, Chordata, Mammalia, Monotremata, Ornithorhynchidae.
GAUGGCGGCGCCCGCCGGCUAACGUGCCCAGAUGUCACAGAGGAGCGCUCCAUAAUGGAACAGGGACCGAGGCGGCGGCAGAGGAAGCCGCAGCAGGAGCCGGCCCAGCCCCCGGGGAACACCUCGCUGCAAUGAACCCCGCCGCCCCAAGGCUCCAUACGUAACUGAAGUCCAGUCAAGUCGCCUCUCCGUUGCCAGCUUCCUGCGACAGUGAUAUGGAGUAAACCUCCUCACCGGAUCGUUGAUCUGUGUGCUCCCACUCACCCGCUCACACACCUUCUGCCCUUCACCCCCGCCCCCAAACCCAGUGCACCACCCCUGCCUCUCGCUGAACCAGCACAACAUGACGGGGUCCACAGCCAACACCCACCACUGCCCCCAUCCCAAGGGAGCCAAAGGGGCCCGGUCAAGGAGCACCCACGCACGUCCCGUGUGCCUAGCCAGCAACGGAGGUUCCGAGGAGGAGGACAAAGACGGCGGGGUGCUCUUCCACGUCAACAAGAGCGGCUUCCCCAUUGACAACCACACUUGGGAGCGCAUGUGGCUGCACGUGACCAAGGUGCACCCGGCGGGCCCUGAGAUGGUGGAGGCCAUCAGGAACGCUGCCUUCCUGGCCAAACCUUCAGUACCACCAGUUCCAAACUACAAGGUGUCUAUGGCAAUCCCGGACUGGCUGCAGGCAAUCCAGAAUUAUAUGAAGACGCUUCAAUACAAUCAUACGGGAACCCAGUUCUUUGAAAUUAGGAAAACCAGACCUCUAAGUGGAUUAAUGGAAACCGCAAAGGAGAUGACCCGGGAGUCCUUACCUAUCAAAUGCCUUGAAGCAGUCAUUCUGGGAAUAUACCUAACCAACGGGCAGCCUUCGGUUGAGCGAUUCCCCAUCAGCUUUAAAACCCACUUCUCAGGGAACUACUUUCACCACGUGGUGCUUGGGAUCUACUGCAACGGUCGCUAUGGCUCACUGGGCAUGAGCAGAAGGUCCGACCUGAUGGACAAGCCCCUGACCUUUCGGACUUUGAGCGACCUCGUUUUUGACUUCGAAGACUCCUACAAGAAAUAUCUGCACACAGUCAAAAAGGUCAAAAUCGGGCUCUAUGUCCCCCAUGAGCCACACAGCUUUCAGCCCAUUGAGUGGAAGCAGCUGGUCCUCAACGUGGCCAAGAUGAUGAGGGCCGACAUCCGGAAGGAGCUAGAGAAAUAUGCUCGGGAUCUGAGAAUGAAGCUCCUGAAACCCUGUAGUGCUCACUCGCCCAUCAGAGAGAGAAGUCGUGGCAAGUCACUGUCCCCCCGGAGGAGGCCAGUGAGUCCCCCAAGGCGGACCGGCCGGCGAGACAAAUCGCCUGCGUUGUCAGACAAGAAGGGGCCAGAUCUCAGCACGCUGAAUGAAGUGGGCUACCAAAUCCGCAUUUAGCUCAGCUGUCCGGACCAGCAAGAGGGCUCCUGUGGUGCUUCUCUCUGCACUUUACCCAGCCAGCGGCAUCUCCGGCAGGAACUUCGACUGGUUAUUGUGAGCCUGCGGAUUUAUUUAAAGAUCUGCCUAGAAAUAGAAACUGAGUGGGUGGGUGGGUACAUUCCCUUUUUUGUUCUCUGAGGGGCGACCGUAAAAAGUCAAGACCGAGAAAUCAAUCCUGGUCAGGGCUAGGCCAAACCCCCCAGGAUGAGGGGAAGGGCUGGACCCCUGGGGUGUCAGGGAGAGGAGGCUUUUCAUGGUAUAUGUUCGUUUACCUCUUUCCGCUUCUUGGCUUGGGCCUAUGUGCUAUGUGGGCAGACUUUGGAAAUGGGUGUAAAGUCUCCUCUUCCCUUCCCUUUUGUUAGAAGAGUGCUGGAACACAGUAAGUUUGACUCCAAUUCAGUGUUAAUGUCCCAUUCAGCAAUAAAAGUAGCCGAGGCAGGGUUCUUUUCUUUUUUCUUUUACAGUCAAUAUUACCUCAGUAUCCUUUUAAACAGAUAUGCAAACUCGGCUGUAUUUUGUGUUUUUUCUAACCGACUUGUACUGCUUUCCCAGAAUUUGGGUAGGGAUCUUUUCCCUUUAGCUUCUCUGUCUCUGGACCAUUUUAAGAUUAUUAUUAUUAUUUUUUUUAAUAUGUGAGUGUUUUCUUAAAAGCACUGAUGCUCUCCUGGGACAUCAUUUUCAGGAUGGGCUUUUUUUCCUUACUUAAAGAUGCUGAUUGAUAUGCUGGGGGGUGGGCAUGGGGGAACACAUUUUUAACACUUCUAGCAAGUUUUUCUACUUUGUGCCGCAAAUUUUUCAACUUUGCAGGCUUCCUUUGAAAGCACAAGCAUCCAAGAGGGCUGUAGAGGUGUGUCAGCGUUUUUGGGAUUGCAGCCACAACCCCUUGUGAUGUCCCUGGAACCACAAAGAAAAGCCACAGUCAACUGAGUUGGCGUGGAGAUCUCUAUCUCCCUAUGUGAUCUAUUUUGGCACCUGGAACCAGGCAUCCCAGAGAUGGGGAUGUAUCUGUCAUCUCCAGGUGAUAGAUAAACCGCUGCUGUUGGUGGGGAUGAUAAUUUUUGAUGUCUUAUAUUAAGACCAGACACGAAACAUGUAAUGUGAACUUUCUGAUCUCCUACUUCCAGAAGCCAGUCCAUGGGUCCCUAGGGACUCGACAGAAUGCAUUUUGGAAUCAGGAUCCAGUGACCCUAUGGAGUUCAGUAAGAAAAAUAAUCAGGUUUUUUGUAUGCUAACCCCCACCACCCCCACACACACCAGCUUUCCCAGCCUUUUUAUCUCUGGAUCUCAGAGAACAUAUCAACAUGAGCUUUUGGGCCUUAACUUGGGAAGUUGUAGUGGGUUAUGGCCAGUGAAGUCUUGGGCUGAGGGCAUGUAGAUAAAGUGCUCAUCUUUAAGAUCUGUGUUGGGGUACUCAUCUAAUGUUUGCUCCCUCAGUGGAGUUAUUAUAAACUGAGCACAAAAGCUGGGCUAUAAAGAGGUGGUUUACUCAACAGACGUUGAACCAUUGCAGGCCGAGAGCUUGCUCUCCCAUUUCCUUUGUUCAGAAAGAUAGAGAUGUCUGAAUCUGGUAAAAUGGAAACCUGCCAGAGAGACUCCUUGUAGAAAAGCUCCGGUGUAGCUUUAUCAGCCAGAAUUUGAAGGGGGAGAUGGAGAAACGAGAAUAUACAGUAAACCAGAAUGGAACUAUAUUUAGCACUGAGCCAUGCAGGAGUGGCAUUCCUCUCCCUCCCUUCAAGUGGGAAUUUUUUAAAUGAAAUGAGUCUUUAGAAAGAAUGAAAUUCAUUGUACGGUUAUAAAAGAUGGGUGGGGGUAAAACACUUAUUCUUAAUUCCUGUCAGCCAAUUUUAAAGUAAUUUUUAAUCUCGCCUCCAUCAUUUCAAUGGCAUGCAAGCAGAUAAUCUGCUGAUCGAUAGAAUCAAUAGCCAGGAAGGGAGAUGAGACAAGUGAGAGGAGUGAACAAUGGCUCUAGUAAAUCCGAUAACAUUUUUGAAAUUGACAGUGUUGAAUUACUGCAUGAAAUUAAAUCUUCCUCACCCCACCCCACCCUCGCUUUUGAGAAUCCUUUCCAAAAGCAAGUGAAAAGCUGACAUAGAAUGUGUUCAGAAGCAAUUUUCCUAGGUCAGGAUUUUUUGAUUUCCUAUUACAUUUUGCUCCUUCCUGCGGAAGACUGACAAUGGGCUAAAACCCACCCUCAGGAUUUCCUUUUCAACAUUAAGGAGAGAAGCCUGGUGAAAAGCCUGUCUCAGUACCGUAUCACUAUAAUCCCAUACCUAGGCAUAUGUUAGAGCUUCUUUUCUUCACUCAUUUAUAUUUUAAAAUAUUAUAUAGGCCAGGAAACUUGAAAAAUUAUGCUUUGCUCUAUUAUAACCAAUCAACUUCUGCUUAAAGUAUAAAAAUGUUUUAUAACCCUGUGAAACACAAUCAGCUUAGAGAAAACUUUUCAACUUUAAACCAAUGUCGUGGAAAUUCAUGCAAAGUUUUAAUGGUUCAGAAACUAAUUUUCACUUUACUCUUGUGCUGUUUUGAGUACAGUUGAUUUUGGGAAAAUAUUUAAUUCUUACAGAUCAUGAAUAUUUUACUUUUUUAAAUCAAUUAUUCAAUAAGGACUUUGAUAGGUAGUAUCAGUAACUUGAGCCUUUUUUUAAUUUUAUCCAGACUUUAAUCUGAAGCCUUUUUAAACUGAGUAGCUCUGUGAAACUUUGUAUAUUUUUUUUGAAGUACAAUCAAGCUUGUGUAUUCUUUGGACUCUGUUCUUGAAAUGCAUUUUUUGAAAAUCCUUAAGAAAAACUGUGAUUGUUUCAGUGACUAUUUUUCUAGGUAAACGCAAACUUGUACAAUGGUAUUUUAGGGAAUACCAACAGAUGCAUGUUUCACAUUUUGCUUUUUCUCAUCACUUGUAUGUUUAUACCCAGCAUGGAACUUUAAUAAAAAAUGGCUUGGA